UGCGCAUUGGGUUACUUCUCUAAUAUUAGAAAUGAAACUGCUGCUGUUUAGUGAGCAGUUUCCUUCAUGUUGCCAAUGACACAAGAACCCAAGACCAAACCAGAAUCUUGAAGCCACUUGCCAGACACGGUGAUAAGAAGAAAAGACGAAGAACACCUACAACAACAAGUAAAAGUAUAAGAAGACAACGACAACAAAGAAGAUGAAGUAGAACAAGAAGUUUUAAAUGGAUGUCAGUCCACCAGGUCCAUAAAGACAAAAAGGUUUGGUGUGGAUGAACUUGACUGACCUGAACAGAGUCCUUACCUCAACCCAAUAAAACACUUCUAGGAUGAAUUGGAGUGGAGAUUGCGAGCCAGGCCUUCUCAUCCAUGUGUGAUCAGAAAGAAUGGUGGAUAAAAAAAAAGGCCAUUAACUCAAACCUGCACAUUGUGCUAAGUUUUUUUCAGCAUAGUUAGGGCUGUUUUAGCUACAAAUGAUGGGUGGACAUCAUGGUAAGACCAAUGGAUUAAGAAUGGGAGUCAUAUAAACAAGCUAAUAUCCAACAGGAUUUUUUUUUUCAGAACCUCACUGCUCUCGAGGAGAUCUGCAUGGAGGAAUGGACCUGACACCUAUGAGUUAAUCGAAGCAUUUGUGUCCCAGCUCAUUCCGGCAUCAUCCAAUAAGUGAUCAAAUUAUCUUUGAUGGUUGUUGGAACUGUGUUGCAGUGAAACUAACGAAAAAGGCAAGCUACACUGUGCCACAGCGUCUGAAGCCACAAGAGUGCAGAAAGAAGGUAAACAUGAAACUGUACGUUGUCACUGGUCACUUUUAUGUCAUCCUUCUUGCUACAUUAUAGGAAGCUGGAUUUUUUUUUUGUUUUUGUCAUUUCAUCAGGGAAAUUAUAAAUCAAUUAUUAUUAACCCAAUCGAACAAGUGAAUUAAUUAUGACUGAUUCACGCACAGCACUACUAAUAGCUCAGAAAAAUGCACAGUAUGGCCUCUUUAAAUACAGAGUCCAAGUGAGUACUUUUCCAUUGUAAUUUACAAAAGUACAUCAGACAUGAAAACACCGACUGAGGAAAUAAGUCAUUUCCAGUUGUGGUGUUUUUUUGGGUGUGUUUUAAAGUGUUAAUUAUAAGUGGAAGAGAUGUAGAAUUUAAAUCACACGUGACCUGACGACAACUCAAUUUAUUUGGAACUCAUCAAGCAUGUGCUCGUUUAGUUGUCGCAUGAAUCGAGUCUCAGAAUGAGUUCAGCCUCCAGCUGUUGCCUCACCGGCUGUGGCUGCAGUAACACGCACGCAAGCGCGCACGCAAGCGCGCACACUAGCACGCACGGACACGCACACGGAGCAGGUUUUAGUGGACUUUGUGCCGUGAGAAUACACGUGAGUGGGAAGCCGUUCCCUCGCUGAGUCGCGCGUGCGCUCUUGUUGGCCACAGCGGCAGACGGAAGGCGGCUUUGGGAAGUGGCCGCGGCAGGCAGGGAGGGAGGGAGGGAGCGGGUGCUGGAGGGGGGCGGCGAGACACAUCAGCCGCGGACGGAGAAGUGGAGGUAUCAGUGUUAGGCGGCGCAGCUCCAAGCAGAGGACACGCACACCGUGUGCACCAUCAGCCGCGUGCUUUGAGGAAUAACAAACAUUUGUGGGCAAGAAAAGCUGCAGGAGACACCUGAUGGAUGAAAGAAUAGCACAUUUGCAGGAAAGACACUUCAUGGAGCGCGCAGACUUUCUGGGGGUGGACUACCCCUCUCUGUACAUGUGCAAAUCCAAAAGGGGAAUAAAACGGGAAGAUGGUGGCAAGGACGCUUACAAGUUACCACACCGUUUGAUAGAGAAAAAGAGGAGGGACCGAAUCAAUGAAUGUAUCGGUCAACUGAAGGAUCUGCUGCCCGAGCAUUUGAAGCUGUCGACGCUGGGCCAUUUGGAGAAGGCGGUUGUCCUGGAAUUAACCCUGAAACAUUUAAACGCAUUGACUGCAGUCACGGAGCAGCAGCACCAGAAGAUCAUUGCUUUGCAAAACGGGGACCGGUCAAUGAAGUCGUCCAUUCACACCGAUGCAGAAGCUUUCCACUCUGGUUUUCAAACGUGCGCCAAGGAAGUCCUCCAGUACCUGAGUCAGUUUGAGAACUGGACAGCGCACGAACAGAGCGGUGCCCAGCUGGUCCAGCACCUCCACAAGGCCCUGGCCAGGGUUCAAUCCAGCACGCUCUUCCCCCCGCAGCAGCAGCAGCUCCCCGUCGGCGUCACACCGGAUGGGCACAAAGCCGACAACCAGGCCAACUGCGUCCCGGUCAUUCAGAGGACCCAAGGCGGGGAUCUGACAGAGAAUGACACGGACACGGACAGUGGCUACGGGGGUGAGGGGGGCAAGGACAAAGAGUGUGAGCACGGCAACACCUUGCAGGCAGCCAAAGGUGUGAAAAUCAAGCAGGAGUUUGGAGACGAUCGCCCGGCCAAGAAACCAAAGAUGAACUGGUCCGCAAAUGGCUCGGGGGCUGCUGAUAUGGCGUUGAUGAACUCGCUGAUGGGACUAACCGGAGUGGGACAGCAGACACCAAUUUGCAUGCCUUUCUACUUCAUCAACCCAUCAGCCGCUGCCUCGUACAUGCCUCUUUUUGAUAAAAGCAACAUGGAAAAGGGCAUGUACCCAGCGGCGGCCCUGGCCUCCCCCUUCCCGUGGCUGUACCCUGCACAAGCAUCCGCAGCUGCGGCCGUAGCGGCCGCUGCGGCCUUCCCGAGCUUGUCGGCGCAAUUAGGCGCUUCAUCUCCGUGCGAGGACCCCCAAAUCGACGGCAACACCCACGAGCCUGAGAUGAGCUCACCCGAGGACCGUGACGAAUGUCCCACGAGUGACGAAGGUGACGACGAUGAAGAGAGUGGGAUUCACCGGCCACGUGACCAGUCGCCAGUCUGUCAAACCAGUUAACUUGUCUGGAUUAGAUCGCCUUCAUCUUGGAGGCCAUACACUCUCAUAUCAGAUGCAUUUGUUGUGUGAAUGCUGAGAGUCAAGCACCCCUCGCUUAAUAGAUAAUAAUAUUAUAUUUAUUAUUAUUACAGUUUGCAUGUUCUUCUGAGAUCUCGGUCUUUUCACGCAUUGCAAAAACACGCACAAAAACCCUAGAGACUAAACACAAGUGAGUCAAGAUUUGUCACGUCACUCAUACUUCUUUCCAUCUAACCAGAACUUUGGCGCCAUCUUGUGGUUUUGCACGCAAAAUAUACGAAUAGUUGACCCCCACCCCACAUCCUCCUCCCAGUUGAUGGCAAAUGUUAGGUUUUACUGUGGAUAGGAAACCAACUUAAUAUUUCAAUGGAUGCUUGUUUUUCUCUAUUUGCCCAAUGAUUGCUGGCGACGGACCCGCGUCUACUCCGUCUCUCUAAAUUAACUGACAUACACACUGAAGCUCACCUGUGACCCUAAUGAAAAUAAUGGAACUAUUAUUAUUCUAUAGCCAUUAAAUGUGACACUUAUUCAGAAUGGAAGUCCAAUUGUUUCCCCCUGGAAGGUUUUUUACUGAGAAACAAAGAUCAUCACACUUAGUCGUCAGCCGCACACAAAGUGACAAGGCUUAACACAUUGGGAACUGAACCAGAUUCUGAUUUUGAAUGUCACACAGUCCAAAUCAAAAAUUCCACCUCGCAUCUCAAGAUUUUGCAACAAAAAUAUCAUUUUUAGAUAUGACGAUACAAAUAUGUGUAUCUUGUUUUACAAUCCUACUUUAUAUUAAUAAUUGGAAAUGUACCUGUGGCUAAAAACCAAAGCACGACAAGUCUGUUGCCGCAAUACACCUGUCGUCAAUGAAUGAGGCGAUCAUUGCCAAAAAUCACUCAAAUAUUCACGCUGAUUUUUUAAUUUCUUGUCCAUUUCCUCUUCCUGAUUCACAGUAAUCAGUUUUCUCGUUGACAAUCACGCCAUGUUGUUUAAAAAAAAAAAAAAAAAAAGCCACUUCGAUAAGAACACCAGGGAUUGCAGUUGACCCAUUGCUGCUCGCUGGUUAGGUGCACAAAGGUCAAGCGCCUAGUGUGGGGGCCAGUCAUAGUCAAAGAGCCCAGUCAUAUUGCUCUGAUGUCAUCCCAUAAGGGGCAUGCUUGCACAGUAUGUUACACUGUGUUGCAUUACUAGUUGCCAAAUGUCGUUGCAUCUCUCAGCAUUCACACAAUUUGUAAGGUAACGGCAAUUUCUGAGGAUGUAAUCGAGUAUCAAUGAUGUGGGUCUAUGGAGUAGAUUUUUGUGUAUUAUAGCUACCUUGAUGGAACACCUCUGACUGUGUGCCUUUUGCACUUACGCUAGAUUAAUUAAUCUGAAUGCUCAUCGACAAUGAUUGGCAAAACUGUUGUGUUGCACUGCAGUUAGUUUUGUAACCGCUUUGAUAAAAUAUUCUCAAAUGGCAGCAUUGAUGUCAAAUUUUGAGCACUACAAAUGCAAGUGCGCAAUAUCCCAGCUUAUCUCUUUGGAUGUAAGACGUUGCGAAGGACGUCUGACAAGGUUUGGAACAUCUCGCUGCAUCUGCUCAGACUGUAAAUAUUCAAACCCGGUUGAGAGUCGGGGAAGUCAUGAUGUAAAUGUGCACUAGAUGGCCUAGAUGGCCACAAUACCUCACUCCCAGCUUUUUGCGCGGGGUACUCUGAGAGACAUUACGGUUCCUCUUAAAACAAAUAUUGGAUACACAAAAAAACUCACACAAUCGCCAUAUAAAAAUCAAUCAAAGUGAAUGACAGUUAUAUAUUUUUUUCCAGAGUCAGUCAUGAGUAGGCUCAUUCAAGUCCUCAAUUGCGGCACUGGAGAAACCUUUCCCUCCACAGCGAGCCGCAUAGCCAGCGUAUUGUAGGUUCCCCAACUGAGGCGUUUCUGCAUUGAGAUGCAGUGAGGCUCUUUACCUCCAGGAAGCAAUGUAGGAUAGCACCUUAUAGAUCUUUGAUAUUGAAUGUACCUGUAUUUUCCAAGCUGUUAACAUUUGUAAGUAGGAACAGCGUUUCUCUUUGAGAUGUAAAGUGCACUUUUUUUCUGCUUUUACCUCCAAAUCCCAAAAAGUCAUGAAAAGCCAAUAAGUAAUUGACCUUUUGUGUUGUUGUCUUGAAUCAAACAUAUGAUUUCAAGACAAACCGGGAUCGGACGUCAUAUUCGCAAUGGAGUGGGAACUCUUGUCAUCUGCCCAAUUUAGCUAUUAGACUUUUUGAUCAUAUAUUGACCCCCACUACAAUACGCUUCUGUUAUACUGUUAUGUAAAAUGUUUUUUAAUGAAAAAAAAAAAAAGCUGUGUUCACAUGACUGUCAUUUGAGAGCAAUUCCUGCAACUUAAGUGACAUUAAGCGUUUUAAGAAAGUUUCUCAUGUGAUUUACUUUGUAUUUUGCAAACAUGUUGCUUUUGUAGUUUUCUUCAGCCUGGCUAGCCUCAAAUUGGUCAUCAACUGUUAUAGAAAGUGGCAUGUAUUUGUGAAUGUACUAUAAAAUGUCUGUCAAUGAUGUAGAUGUCUAUUUUUUUUUUUUUUUUUAAGAUAAAAAUAUUUCCCUGAGCAGGUGUUGCACAUUUUGUUGCUUUUCACAUUAUGCUGUUAUAAAUUAUUGCUGAUGAAUUGAAAAAUAAAUAUAAACACUCAA
Molecule: messenger RNA, 5582 nt
Organism: Syngnathus typhle (broad-nosed pipefish)
Lineage: Eukaryota; Metazoa; Chordata; Actinopteri; Syngnathiformes; Syngnathidae
Gene: bhlhe41
Product: basic helix-loop-helix family, member e41
Exons: 7
Coding region: 1656-2909 (417 amino acids)
Biological process (GO): regulation of neurogenesis; circadian regulation of gene expression; anterior/posterior pattern specification
Cellular component (GO): nucleus
Molecular function (GO): protein dimerization activity; DNA-binding transcription factor activity, RNA polymerase II-specific; RNA polymerase II cis-regulatory region sequence-specific DNA binding
Source: RefSeq, a predicted model, not a curated record